AUGGCUUCUCUCAUGAUCCAAGAAACUCAGUGCGUCGGCUCAUCUCACGGCUGGCUUAUCUUCUUGGACGAAAUCUCGAACCCUUUUCUCUUCAACCCCUUUUCGAGAACCAAAAUCCACCUCCCCGAAAAACACACCCUCCCGAUAAUUCCGCAAGUCGAAAUCAUUCCCGGACUGGUAUCGAACAAUUCGAAUCCCACGAUCGACAAAGUCGUCCUAUGCGGCAAUCCGUCUCUCGACAAGAACAACUACGCGGUAGUAGUCAUGUACAGUUCGUGCACCGGCCAGACGAAGAUCGCCUUCUGCAUGCACGGCGACACGGCGUGGACGAAUCUCGACGGCGAACUCGAGACGUACUACGACGUCGUUUGCCACGAUGGAACGAAAACGAUGUACGCACUAGGGCCGGGCCCCACCGUCGAAGUAUGGGACUUGAGCGAAAGAACCGCCCCCAAGAAGAAGGUUCUAGAAGGUUCGUGUCCCGGGAAAUUGGGGCAGGUUUCCCACGUGGAAUAUCCUUCGGAUCUUUACACGUCUCGAUGGUACUUGGCCUUGUCUCCUUCGGGGGGACAGCCACACGAGAUAUUUCUCGCGGUGAGGUACGUCGGGGAGUUUGUGAGGUACGACGGAGAAGUGGUUUACGAGGGCGACACGCUAACGGAUUAUAUGUCGGAGCCUUUGGUGUGUCCGUACAAGACGGUUGCUUUCGACGUGUUCAAAUUGGAGAGCGGUUCGAAGGAGUGGAUUGAUGUCGAGUGUUUGGGUGAUUUCGCGAUGCUUUUGGGAGGGAAUCAUUCGACGGUGAUUCCGACGAAGGAGAGUACGAAGUUCGAGAGGAGUUCGAUUUAUUUUACGGACGAUUAUUGGGAUCGAAUGGACGAGGAUUAUUGCUAUGGAGGGCAUGAUAAUGGAGUUUACAAUAUGGAGGAUGGGAAAAUUGAGCCUCUUGUUGAUAAUCAACAGGAUAGAAUUGUGCCGCCGCCGUUUUGGAUUGUUAAUUAA
Messenger RNA from Erythranthe guttata (spotted monkey flower), 1002 nucleotides. RefSeq lists its product as uncharacterized. NCBI's taxonomy places the organism in Eukaryota, Viridiplantae, Streptophyta, Magnoliopsida, Lamiales, Phrymaceae. The record is from RefSeq and is a predicted model, not a curated record.